This is a messenger RNA of Varanus komodoensis (Komodo dragon), 1935 nucleotides long. It is a transcript of the gene MRS2, whose product is annotated as magnesium transporter MRS2. Bases 271 to 1338 code for a protein of 355 amino acids. Gene Ontology annotation, molecular function: magnesium ion transmembrane transporter activity. Lineage: Eukaryota; Metazoa; Chordata; Lepidosauria; Squamata; Varanidae. The transcript is spliced from 11 exons. The record is from RefSeq and is a predicted model, not a curated record. Gene Ontology annotation, biological process: mitochondrial magnesium ion transmembrane transport. Gene Ontology annotation, cellular component: mitochondrial inner membrane.
AGGUGCACUGGCUCGCAUCGUGUGUGACGACCUUUUUGGGGUUGCACAGUGUUGGAAAACUUCUGCACUUCCCGUCCAGCCCAGAAUUGGUUUUAUGCUCUGUGCGCUUACUUAGAAGCAUGACCUGGAGUUUACUCCUAAGUAACUGUAACUAGAAGCUGAACAUGCUUUUCUUUGCCUUUCCUGAAUGCUUAACGUAGUCUCUUUCGAUGCCUGACUACAGAGGUGUCUCAAGCCACUUUAGCCAGUGUGGCCCCAGUGUUUUCUGUGAUGAAAUUCGAUAAAGAUGGCAGAGUAAGCUCUUACGAAAGAAAGAAAACAGAAUUGUACCAAGAAUUAAGCCUCCAAGCACGAGAUCUACGAUUUCAGCAUCAAGUAAGCAUAUCGCCCAGGAGCAACAGGAUUAUCAUAAGAAUGGAGUUUUUGAAGGCUGUGGUAACGCCAGAGUAUCUCCUAAUCCUGGACUAUCGUAAUAUAAACCUGGAAAAUUGGCUGAUCCAAGAACUGGCACCUCAGCUAGCUGGAGAAGGUCAACUCGUUACAUGUUCUUUACCAUUUGAAUUCAGAGCUAUUGAAGCAAUACUCCAGUACUGGAUCAGCUACCUACAUGGGAGACUUAAUAACCUGCAGCCUCAGAUUCUUGAGACACUGAAUGCUUUAGUGGACCCUAAGCUUUUGUCUGUGGAUAGGAGCAAAGUCCAUAUCUUACUGCAGAAUGGAAAGAGUUUGUCAGAAUUGGAAACAGAUCUUAAAGUUUUCAAAGAGACGAUAUUGGAAAUCCUAGAUGAGGAAGAAGUAAUAGAAGAGCUGUGUCUAACUAAAUGGACAGACCCACAAGUAUUUGAGGAGAGUCUCGGUGGAAUUGACCAUGCAGAGGAGAUGGAGCUACUGCUAGAGAAUUACUACAGGCAAGCAGAAGACCUUAUCAAUGAAACUCGUGAACUUCGACUAUUGAUUGAUGAUUCUGAAAGCAUCAUCUUUAUCAACUUAGACAGCCACCGUAAUGUGAUGAUGAGACUGAACUUGCAGCUUACUAUGGGCACCUUUUCACUGUCACUCUUUGGAUUGAUAGGAGUAGCUUUUGGCAUGAAUUUAGAAUCAUCAUUUGAAGAGGACCGUAGAAUAUUUUGGCUGGUGACAGGAAUUAUGUUUCUGGGCAGUGGCCUGAUUUGGCGGCGUCUACUUUCAUUCCUUGGACGUCAGCUAGAACCUUCAACCCCUCCACCAAUUCCUGCCUUAUUGAAAAGAACACAGCCAGCAAGUGGGAAAGUGGAAUUUAAAAAUGAUUUCAAAACAGAACCCCCGGGGUCAAGCAGAAGUCCAGUGACUAACCAUUGAUCAGGCCUCUACUGUUUUUUCCUACAAGACUGAACUUUUGACUGUCACCUUGCAUUUCUAAUAAAAAGGUAGCGGUCUUUAUCAUUUGAUUUUAAAAUAUGCCAAAGAUGUGCACCUUGGAACCACCAAAAUCUGCAUGUUUGGAGAAGAAUGCCCAGCAAAAUUUUGCACACUACAGCAGAAAAUCUCAAACAUUCAUGAGCCAUGCAGUCUACGUUAAAAUUCUUCUCUCAUCUGGUGCCUUCUGUGAAAGUUCUGCUUUGGUUUAACCCUUACAAAUGCAAGAAACCUUGUGGCUCUCCUUCAUGGAAUGUGAAGUCUAGUUUAGGAGUAUUGUUUCAUGGGCAUCGUUUCAUAUAGGAAAAAUGAUCCCUAAACCAUGUGCUUCCCUCACUUAGAAAUAGAUAGUCUUAUCCUUCACAGCAAACUCUCUCUGGAAAAUUGAACAGCUUAUUUGAAUGCUAACAAAAGAAGCAUAAGCAGCACUCUGAAUUAUUAGCACAUUCUUCCUUUGUCACUUUUGAAGUCUGCAUUUUAUUUCAAAGUGGUAAUGUCUGCUGGGAUUUAACUUGUUGAGGGGAAUAGAGGUUAAAAAUA